GGGGCUCAGAGAGGUUCAGUGAGUUGCCCCAGGGUGCCCAGCCGGUCAGUGGGAGCCGGGCCAGGGCUCUGGAUCUGUCCUGCCUGAGCCCGCAGAGACCCGAAACAAACCCUUCCAGCUCCUGGGGCUCCAGACGUGGCAUCCCUCCAACCUCUCCCUCGGACUUCACGUGGCCUCUCCCCUGUGUGUCUCAAAUCUCCCUCUUCUGUCUCUUGUGAGGAGGCCAGUCGUUGGUUUCACGGCCCACCUGGGGAAUCCAGGGUGCUCUCCUUUUAAGAUCCCUAACUUAAUGACAUCUGCAAAGACCCUUUUUCCAGAUACGGUCCCGUCCGCAGGCUCCGAGGGUCAUGAUGCAUCUUCGGGGGCUGCUUUUCAGCCCAGCUUCCUUCGGGGCCUGGAGCCUUGUCCUGUGGUGUUGUGUUUCAGGGCCUGGCAUCUCUUCCUACGCCUCUGACCCUGCACAGGCUGGCGAGAGCCUGCAGGGCUGCCUGGAGGAGGCGCUGGCACUGAUCCCAAAGGCCAAGCAUCAGCAAACGCCCAUGUUCCUGGGGGCCACAGGUGGCAUGAGGCUGCUCAGCCAGAAGAACAGCUCUCAGGCGGAGGACGUCUUCGCAGCGGUCAGCCAGGCCCUGAGCCGGUCUCCCGUGGCCUUCUGGGGCGCUGAGCUCCUGGCUGGGCAGGACGAAGGGGCCUUAGGUUGGGUCACCAUCAACUACAUCCUGGGCCUGCUGGUGCAGGUGCCACAGACAGCCCCAGGGUGGGAGGGGCGCCCGGGGGGGUCAUCGCGGCCCCAGGACUCAGUGCCCCCUGUCUGUGGUCAGUACUCCUUCUCCGGAGAAUGGAUCCAGCCUCUGGAGGGGACGUCGGUGGGCGCCCUGGACAUGGGUGGGGCCUCCACCCAGAUCACCUUUGUGCCUGGGGGCCCCAUCCUGGACACCACCACCCAGGCCACCUUCCGCCUCUAUGGCACAGAACACAGCGUCUACACCCACAGCUACCUCUGCUUCGGGCGCGACCAGAUGCUGAACCGGCUCCUGGCCGGGCUGGUGCAGGUGGGCUGCUCUGCGGGAGGGGGGCGGGGCACCCUGCCAGGCGGGUGCUCAGAGGUGCCCCCACCCUCCCCGCAGAGCAGCCCGAGCCUCCUGGUGCGUCACCCCUGCUACCACAGCGGCUACCGGGGCACGCUGGCCCUGGCCCCCCUGUACGGGUCGCCCUGCGUCCAGGCCGCAGCCCCCCGAGACCUCGGCCAGAACCUCACUGUGGAGGGGACGGGGAACCCCGGGGCCUGUGUCGCCGCCAUCCGGGGUCUCUUCAACUUCUCCAGCUGCGACGGCCGAGGAGACUGCGCCUUCGACAGCGUCUACCAGCCCCCCGUGCGGGGACAGUUCUACGCCUUCUCCAACUUCUACCACACCUUCCACUUCCUGAACCUCACCUCCAGGCCGCCGCUGGCCACGGCCAAUGCCACCAUCUGGGAGUUCUGCCAGAGGCCCUGGAAGCUGGUGGGUGGAUGCGGGCCACCCGCCCCCCACCUGGGCCCCAGCUCCCUGGGCUGCAGACUCCACCGAGCGGGGACCCCGUCCCAGGCAGUGUGGCCGGGGGGCUGGGGGGCUCCAGGCAGGAGACUCAGGGGCACGCCUCCGAGGGGCGCCAGCCUUGGGGGCCCAGGAGGUGAGGCCUCAUGGGGCUCCUGGCCUCCCGGGCCCCCAGGUGGAGGCGAGCUCGCCCGGGCAGGAUGGCCAGCUGCGCGACUACUGUGCCUCGGGCCUGUACAUCCUCACACUCCUGCUCGAGGGCUACGGGUUCAGCCAGGAGACCUGGGGCGGCAUCGAGUUCCGCGAGCAGGCCGGUGGCACCAACAUCGGCUGGACGCUGGGCUACAUGCUGAACCUGACCAGCCUGAUCCCGGCCGAGGCGCCCGCCCAGUGGCGGGCACAGAGCUAUGGCGUCUGGGUGGCCGGAGUCGUCUUUUUGGUGCUGACCGUCACGGCCAUUCUCGGGGCCACUGUGGUGCAGCUCUGGCUCCGGGACUAGGCUGGCUGCCACCUGAUGCUGGAAGGCAGAGGCCUGAGCUGGCCGGAGGCUUCCUGAGCCCCGACCCCCAAGGCUCGCCCUGUGGGCGCUGGCCCCAUGGUCACAUGGCCCCCUUUUGCCGUUGGGGUCAUUCUGGCCACGGAGGCUGUACCGUGGCCCCGACCAUGGCCUUCAGGUGCCGGCGCCCCAGCGGGUUUCCCAUGUUGCACGAGGGCUGGGCCAUCGCGACCCCUGCAGCCCUCAGGGCUGUGUGACUGCAGACCUACGGGUUCAGGGCCAGGCCAAGCCUGGGGGUAGGGGUGACUGCUGGAGGUAGAGGGGCCGGCUCUUUGGGAGGGGCCGGCAGCGGGCCCUGGCCUCUCCAGGAGCUGGCAGAGCCAGUGUUCAGGCUCUGUGGGCUUUUCCCAAAGCAGCCACCCCACACCCUCGGAAGCCUCAGUCAGGUCCCCUCAGUGGCCAAGCCCAGAAGACGGACCACACCUUGGGGGGCAGAUCGCCUUUAUUAAACCCUC
This is a messenger RNA of Globicephala melas (long-finned pilot whale), 2546 nucleotides long. It is a transcript of the gene ENTPD8, whose product is annotated as ectonucleoside triphosphate diphosphohydrolase 8. The record is from RefSeq and is a predicted model, not a curated record. Lineage: Eukaryota; Metazoa; Chordata; Mammalia; Artiodactyla; Delphinidae. Gene Ontology annotation, molecular function: hydrolase activity. Gene Ontology annotation, cellular component: plasma membrane.